Molecule: messenger RNA, 1232 nt
Organism: Propithecus coquereli (Coquerel's sifaka)
Lineage: Eukaryota; Metazoa; Chordata; Mammalia; Primates; Indriidae
Gene: MDFIC
Product: MyoD family inhibitor domain containing
Source: RefSeq, a predicted model, not a curated record
AUGAAAAGGAGCAGCAGAGGGAGAAGCGUAGAGUGUAGGAGUGGUGGAGGGUGCGAAAGGGAGGCAGAGGGGGGGAAAGUCCCCCUCGGAGGGGAACUGGCCGGAGUGAGCUGGCUGGAAAGAGGGGGCGGAGUGCGCGGAGUCAGAGCAGCCGCCGCUGCCGCAGUUGCCGCCACUGCGGCGUCUAGGCUGAGCCGGCGGGAGGCGGGGGGACGCGCAGGGGCGGCCGCCACUGUCGUCAGGCCACCGGGGCCAUGCGGCCGCUGCCUGAGCCUCGCUAACUCUGGGCGAAAGAGGAGGAGGAGGAAGGGGCUGGGAUGUCCCGCAGUGGGGUGUGCUCUUCUCUAAAAACAUUUUUUUCCCCCUCCAGAAGCAGUCAGUUCCCUGCACCCAACACCUAACAGCCCUUCCUCCGUGCGCCCCGCGGGGCCAGCUAGGCGGCGGCGCGGCUCGGCGGAGCGGCCCAUGUCCGGCGCGGGCGAAGCUGUCGCUCCCCGGCCCGCGGGGCCGCAGCGCGCGGCCGAGGCGGGCGGCGGCCGGCUCGGCGCCCCGGCCCAGGGAAAAUGUGAUAAAGACAAUACUGAGAAAGAUACAACCCAAGCUACCAAUAGCCACUUCACACAUGGAGAGACACAAGACCAGUCCAUUUGGGGAAAUCCUCUGGAUGGUGAACUCAUCAGAACCCAACCUCAGCGCUUGCCUCAGCUUCAAACUUCAGCACAGGAACCGAGUGAGGAGGAAAUAAGCAAGAUAAAGAACGGCCACACAAGUCUGAGCAAUGGAAAUGGAAUUCACCACGGGGCCAAACAUGUAUCCGCAGAUAAUCGCAAACUUUCAGCACCUGUUUCUCAAAAAAUGCAUAGAAAAAUUCAGUCCAGCUUGUCUGUAAACAACGAUAUCAGUAAAAAGAGCAAAGUAAAUGCUGUCUUUUCCCAAAAGACAGGCUCUUCACCUGAAGACUGUUGCGUCCACUGUAUCCUGGCGUGCCUGUUCUGUGAAUUCCUGACCCUCUGCAAUAUUGUCCUGGGACAAGCAUCGUGUGGCAUCUGCACCUCAGAAGCCUGCUGCUGUUGCUGUGGAGAUGAAAUGGGGGAUGACUGUAACUGCCCUUGUGACAUGGACUGUGGCAUCAUGGACGCCUGUUGUGAAUCAUCAGACUGUUUGGAAAUCUGUAUGGAAUGCUGUGGAAUCUGUUUUCCUUCAUAAGUAUUUAUCUUUUGUUUGUGUUAAAA